AUGUCACUGCACAACGAGUUUUCAAAGAAUAUAAUUGGCGUACACAAAAUACUCAAAAGUUGUUUGGUACAUAAAAGGAAAUACAAACAGCAAUCGUCUUUCCGAGAAGAACGAAGUCGGAGUGUGAUCCCGCGAGUCGCUGCUAAACUUGAAGAAAUUGCUUAUAAGGUGAUGCUGUUUGAAAGAGCAACUUUUCUCGUGAUCGCUCAUGCAGAGGUGACUAAACAUCGUGAUAUGCAUCGAUUCGAGAAAGUUUCAAAUAUAAUCAAGCAGUUCAAACUGAGUUGUAGUAAGAUGGGCUCGCAGUUUGAAUACAUGCAUGUGAGGAAUAGCCACUUUGCCGCUUUCAUUGACGCCUUCACGCCGAAUACGUUUAUCAUGGUUGUACUUGCUGAUGGAAACAAUCCAGAUAAAAAUAUUUGCGAGUUUGUGAUGCGUGAUUCCAUAGUUGUGCGGGUGUUUUGACUUACUGAAGAAGAAAUUGCUAGUGAUCAAGCGAGGUAUCUUGGAUGGGAUGACUAUCUUCUAUCUAGGUCUUGAUGAAUCUUGGUCUCAGAUCUCUUCCUUGUUGAAACAUAAAACAAACUGCAACUUCCUGUCAAUAAGGGGGAACUUCAGUUGAUUUUUUGGAAAUGCUAACACUUGUAAAGCGUAAGAACUUUUCUGCAUUUUUGACUGAUCAGUUUCAUAGUUUUCACGAUUUCGUGUCUCAUGUCCGUAUCGGCUUUGCAGACUGUUUGACAAGUCCUCUUAUUUGAUGAGGAGAACUGAAUUUUGAAAGCGAAGUAGCUCAUUUUGAGGUGUUUCAGAUUUGUUCACAACAUUUCGAGUUUUAUUGUAAGUCAUCCUACCAUUGCCUAAUUCCGUCUUUUGCUGUGCCUUCUAUCAUAUUUUCUUUUGCUGAGCCGCACAUACUUUCCAGAAUUUUUCUGCUUCUUUCACCAUGACAUGUAUAUCUAUUCAUAGUGCCUGUGUUCCGU
Messenger RNA from Cylicocyclus nassatus, 980 nucleotides. The record is from the annotation of a GenBank genome assembly. NCBI's taxonomy places the organism in Eukaryota, Metazoa, Nematoda, Chromadorea, Rhabditida, Strongylidae.